Molecule: messenger RNA, 816 nt
Organism: Trichomonas vaginalis G3
Lineage: Eukaryota; Parabasalia; Trichomonadida; Trichomonadidae
Exons: 1
Coding region: 1-816 (271 amino acids)
Source: RefSeq, a predicted model, not a curated record
AUGGAUGACUGCAAAUAUGAAAAUAUUACAAUUGACCCUAGCGACAAAUCAACAUAUGGAAUCGUUGAAAUAGAUCAUUAUGAAUUUCAAUACAAAAGAAACACCUUAUCAAAUCUAAAAGAUGACAAUAAUACCGUACGUGGUGUAAUCUUUCCAAAGAGUUUAAAUUUGGAUAAUGAACCAUUAAUAAGAUAUUUGGUUCAGGUCAAAACGAAAAAUGUUUCAAAGGAUGCAAAAAGUUCGGAAUUAUUAGAGGAUGCAAUAAAACCAAAGAACAUUGAACGAUUUAACAAACAAUUAUUGGAAGAUAUUUUAAAGAAUUACUAUAUUCAAUUGGGCGAAUUCCUACAAUAUCUCAAAGUUAUUAAGGAAGAAACAGAAAUUGCUCAAGAGCUAGCAAAUGUUCUUAAAAAUCUUAUUAGCGCGGACAUUAAAAAUGGCAGUUUUAAUUUAGACAAUUAUUUUGGUUAUUUAAAUGAUUUAAUUCCUAGUAAUAACCAAAAUAAUACUAAUUCUGCGGAAACAGCUAAAAAAGAUGCUGAUUCUUGGAAUGUUCAUGAUUUUGUAUUUCAAGCUUUUCGUGACAACGCAAAGCAGCAAUGCGAAGAGUUUUUGACAAUUGAUUAUGAACUAACUUGGGAAAAUCGUCCACCACAGUUUAAAGAUUUCAAAUGGAUGAAAGCUUUUAUCAAAUUAAUAAAUAAUGAUAAAUGUUGGAAUGAAUUUUCCAAAAGAAUCUUUGAGAUAAACAGUAUUGAAAGACCUAACUCUAAACAAACAAUUGGCCAAAAUGUGAAUUAUCAUUUGGCUCAAUAA